Messenger RNA from Argiope bruennichi, 1542 nucleotides. Its product is annotated as lysosomal aspartic protease-like. Gene Ontology annotation, molecular function: aspartic-type endopeptidase activity. Bases 132 to 1310 code for a protein of 392 amino acids. The transcript is spliced from 9 exons. Lineage: Eukaryota; Metazoa; Arthropoda; Arachnida; Araneae; Araneidae. The record is from RefSeq and is a predicted model, not a curated record. Gene Ontology annotation, biological process: proteolysis.
CAUGUCAUGUGAUUUUUAAUCAGGAGUUAUCUAACUUGUGAUUAUGAAUUGGUGAAAAAUUAUUCUUUCUUCUCUGAUUGCAGCUUACUACAUUUUUCAUAAAAAUCUAGAAGAAACCGACAUUUUGCAAGAUGAAAUUAAUCCUUUUGUGUUGCGUCUUAUUGUGUUCUUUCGAGAUUUUUCUAGCGGAGAGGUUGUUUAGAAUCCCUCUUACUCGUAUACAGUCUGUACGACAGCACUUUCAUGAAGUUGGAACCCCUAUUAAAGUAGCUGCGCCUCGGAGCCAUCUAUUAGGCAGUGGACCAUUUCCAGAGCCUUUAUCAAAUUAUUUAGAUGCCCAAUACUAUGGACCUAUUGGCAUUGGAACUCCACCUCAAACUUUCAAAGUUGUGUUCGACACAGGUUCAUCAAAUCUUUGGGUGCCUUCUAAGAAAUGCAAAUGGACUAAUAUUGCCUGCUUGCUUCACAGCAAAUAUGACAGCUCACAGUCAAGUACCUACAAAGCUAAUGGAACCUCCCUUGAAAUCCGGUACGGAAGUGGAAGUAUGACUGGUUUCCUCAGUACAGAUGUGGUUACAAUUGGUGAUUCAAAAAUUAUAGACCAGACGUUUGGUGAAGCUGUGACUGAACCUGGUUUGGCUUUUGUUGCGGCAAAAUUUGAUGGUAUCUUAGGAUUAGGAUUCAGUGCUAUUGCUGUAGAUGGAGUGGUUCCUGUAUUUGACAAUAUGGUCAAACAGAAACUGGUUGAGAAACCUGUUUUCUCAUUCUAUUUGAAUCGUAAUCCCAAUUCUAGUGUGGGUGGAGAAAUCAUUUUUGGAGGUAGUGAUCCAGAUCAUUAUAAGGGUAACUUCACCUACGUUCCUGUUGACAGAAGAGGUUACUGGCAAUUUCCCAUGGAUGGCAUAUCUGUCAAUGGAAAAUCUGGUGUCUAUUGUGCUGGUGGGUGUGAAGCCAUUGCUGAUACUGGCACUUCUCUUAUUGCUGGGCCAGUUGCUGAAAUUGAGAAGCUCAACAAAGAAAUUGGAGCUACUCCUCUGGCAAUGGGAGAGUAUAUGGUAGAUUGUGACCUUAUUCCAAAGUUGCCCAAGAUCUCUCUAGUGUUUGGGGGUAGAACUUUUGACCUCAAAGGAUCUGAUUAUGUUCUUCAGGUAUCACAAUUGGGACGUACAGUCUGUCUUAGUGGAUUCUUGGGCCUAGAUGUUCCUAAACCGAUGGGUCCUUUGUGGAUCUUAGGUGAUGUAUUUAUUGGGAGAUAUUAUACAGAAUUCGAUUAUGGCAACAGCCGUGUUGGAUUCACUGAAGCUACUUAACUUUAUUUUAUGUCACUCCUGGUUGUCUUAUAAGUUCUUGUUUACAUUUUUAUGAAAACAAUUAUAUUGUGAAAGGUUUACAUUUUUCCAUCUUAAACAUUUAUGUGAACAUUGUGUUCUGUUGUGACAAUAUAUUAGAAAUGCUAAUUUUAAGCAGCAUUUAUUUUAUGUAAAAAACCAAAGCACUAUUUUGUGUAGCUCUCUAGGAAUAAAUAAAACUUGUUUUUACUUA